This is a messenger RNA of Peronospora belbahrii, 480 nucleotides long. The record is from the annotation of a GenBank genome assembly. Lineage: Eukaryota; Oomycota; Peronosporomycetes; Peronosporales; Peronosporaceae.
AUGGAACGAGCUGAUUCUAUCAUGAAUGAGCUCAUGGUGUGCAAGGCACAGCUAGAACGUCAGAAGAAAGCAGAGAUGGAACAGACAAAGUUGCUCACGAAUCGGUACUGGAGCGAAUGCCGAAUUGCUACGGUAGAUGCAAAACGUGUCUUGAAUGCAGUAGUUGGAAUGUUUCAAACGAAAUUGCGACUACUUGGGCGUAUGAGUAGAGAUGGCGCAAUGAAACGCGAACUCGAAGUUACAUGUGAUGGUGUGCAACGUCUCACUUUCAUGAAGCUUUUCAAUGUGGUGCACGACUUUUCAUUUUACAUGUCGACUGCAUUUCACUCGCAAGACCCUGUACGUUACACAGUGGAGCAAGACCAAUUUGUUGACCUGUUUGGCAAGAUCCUGUACAUUACACAGUGGAGCAAGACCAAUUUGUUGACCUGUUUGGCAAUUCGUUGUGUCACGAAGAGCGUGCUGGUUUCUUCUACGUAG